Molecule: messenger RNA, 2158 nt
Organism: Vitis vinifera (wine grape)
Lineage: Eukaryota; Viridiplantae; Streptophyta; Magnoliopsida; Vitales; Vitaceae
Product: heat shock 70 kDa protein
Exons: 1
Coding region: 1-1971 (656 amino acids)
Biological process (GO): cellular response to unfolded protein; protein refolding
Cellular component (GO): cytoplasm
Molecular function (GO): ATP binding; heat shock protein binding; ATP hydrolysis activity
Source: RefSeq, a predicted model, not a curated record
AUGGCUGCUUCCAAGGCUGAGGGGAAGGCGAUUGGCAUCGACUUGGGCACCACCUACAGCUGCGUGGGUGUAUGGCUACACGACCGAGUCGAGAUCAUCCCCAACGAUCAAGGUAACAGGACUACUCCCUCUUACGUUGCUUUCACCGAUACAGAGCGUUUGAUCGGGGAUGCGGCGAAGAAUCAAGUGGCUUUGAAUCCUAAUAACACAGUCUUCGACGCCAAGCGACUUAUUGGGAGGAGGUUUUCCGACCCAUCAGUGCAGGGCGACAUGAAGCUCUGGCCGUUCAAGGUGGUUCCGGGUCCAGGCGACAAGCCCUUUAUUGUUGUUCAGUACAAAGGUGAGGAGAAGAAGUUCACAGCGGAGGAGAUUUCGUCGAUGGUGCUGGUGAAGAUGAGGGAGACAGCGGAAGCGUUCUUGGGGCACAGUGUGAACAACGCCGUGGUUACGGUGCCGGCCUACUUCAACGAUUCUCAGAGGCAGGCAACCAAGGACGCUGGAGCUAUUGCGGGGCUGAACGUGAUGAGAAUCAUCAACGAGCCUACUGCUGCAGCAAUUGCUUAUGGGUUGGACAAGAAGGCGUCGCGAAAGGGUGAGCAGAAUGUGCUUAUCUUCGAUCUUGGUGGCGGAACGUUUGAUGUUUCUCUGCUGACGAUUGAGGAGGGCAUAUUCGAGGUGAAGGCCACAGCUGGAGAUACCCAUCUGGGUGGUGAGGAUUUUGAUAACAGACUCGUGAAUCACUUCGUUUCGGAGUUCAGAAGGAAGCAUAAGAAGGACAUCGGCGGCAAUGCAAGGGCUCUGAGGAGGUUGAGGACUGCUUGCGAAAGGGCCAAGAGGACUCUGUCUUCCACCACGCAGACCACAAUCGAAAUUGAUUCUCUGUACGAGGGGACUGAUUUCUACGCAACCAUCACGAGAGCGAGGUUCGAGGAACUGUGCAUGGAUUUGUUCAGGAAGUGUAUGGAGCCGGUGGAGAAGUGCCUCCGCGACGCUAAGAUCGACAAGGGCCAAGUCCAUGAGGUGGUCCUCGUCGGUGGGUCGACCAGAAUUCCCAAAGUUCAGCAGCUCUUGCAGGACUUCUUCAACGGCAAAGAGCUCUGCAAGAGCAUCAACCCCGAUGAAGCCGUUGCGUACGGAGCCGCUGUUCAAGCUGCUAUUCUGAGCGGUGAAGGCAACGAGAAAGUACAAGAUCUGCUACUUCUAGAUGUCACGCCUCUCAGUCUCGGCCUCGAAACCGCUGGCGGAGUCAUGACCGUGUUGAUUCCUCGCAACACCACCAUUCCCACGAAGAAAGAGCAGAUCUUCUCCACAUACUCCGACAACCAGCCUGGAGUUCUGAUCCAAGUGUACGAAGGCGAGCGAGCUCGAACCAAGGACAACAACCUUCUAGGCAAAUUUGAACUAACCGGAAUCCCGCCGGCGCCGAGAGGUGUGCCCCAGAUCAAUGUCUGCUUCGAUAUAGAUGCCAAUGGCAUUUUGAACGUGUCGGCAGAAGACAAAACCGCCGGAGUGAAGAACAAGAUCACCAUCACCAACGACAAGGGAAGACUGAGUAAGGAAGAGAUUGAGAAGCUGGUGAAAGACGCGGAGCAAUACAAGGCUGAGGAUGAGGAAGUAAAGAGGAAGGUGGAGGCGAAGAACUCGCUGGAGAAUUACGCCUACAACAUGAGGAACACCGUGAAGGACGAGAAGAUCGCCGGGAAGUUGAGUGGGCCCGACAAGCAGGCGAUAGAGAAGGCGGUGGAGGACACGAUAGGGUGGCUGGAGGGGAACCAGCUGGCAGAGGUGGAAGAGUUUGAGGACAAGUUGAAGGAGCUGGAGGGCAUCUGCAAUCCCAUAAUCGCGAAAAUGUAUCAGGGUAGUGGUGGAGAUGCGUCCAUGGGCGGUGCCGGUGACAUGCCUGGUGCGGGCUACGGGGGCUCCACCGGCUCAGGCGGCGGUGCAGGGCCCAAGAUUGAAGAGGUUGAUUAAAUCUCUCAAUUGUAGAGAGGUGUGGAAGGUUUAAUUUGGGUUUCUCUGUUUUGUUUUCCACCUGCAGUGUUUGGGUGGGGGGGUCUAUAUGCUCUGUUUUCUGGUUUGAUAUUACUAAGAACAUAUGUAAAUAGGGCCUUGUAAUAGGGUUUAAUUAAAUGAGUGAGUUAAUUUCCCUUUCAAUUCA